This is a messenger RNA of Trematomus bernacchii (emerald rockcod), 2162 nucleotides long. It is a transcript of the gene dio2, whose product is annotated as iodothyronine deiodinase 2. NCBI's taxonomy places the organism in Eukaryota, Metazoa, Chordata, Actinopteri, Perciformes, Nototheniidae. Gene Ontology annotation, molecular function: thyroxine 5'-deiodinase activity. The record is from RefSeq and is a predicted model, not a curated record. The transcript is spliced from 2 exons.
AUCAACAUUUAUUGCUUUCAAAAAAGUGUUUAUCUGUUUUUUUCUUGUUCUUUAAUACAUCUGCAGUGCCCCGGAGGUGAGGUGGCAUCUCUCCACAUACAGUAUAGAAGUGAGCACGCAGGAUUUCGGCUUUUGGCUAAUUAUAGACCGCUUUUUGGUCAGUUUGUAUAUCAUUUAAAUAUAUAACACAAUAAAGACUUAUUAAUUACAAAUGUUUCCUCAUGGUGGCAAUAUGCUUUCUAAUAAAAAAAACAAGAUUUAUACAUCUUAAAUGUUUUUUCCCCCACAGGCUCAGGAGAAUUACAAAUUGCUCAGAGAAACCUUUACACAAAAAAGAAGAAUGAAAAAGCCAAAGUGGAGCUGCAGCUCAACCCGAGGGAGGGGGGAGGAGGGUAUUCACUGUCUACAUCUGACGUCAAUCUUUCUACAAAGAUAAGCCGUGUGGCUUAAUAUGAAAUAUAAUGUUCGCAUUUAUAGGACGAGUUAUGGAGCUCCAGCCUCCUCGUGCAGCUGCGAGCACACAGCAGGGGGACACAGGCACGCUGAACUCUGAGCGCGCACGGAGCCUCGCGCCGCUGGAGGCAUGCAGGGCGCGCUGCAAUAGUUGUGCUGCGGUCGGAUACACGCAGGAAGACACCAUGGGCAUGGCAAGUGAGGAUCUGCUGGUGACCCUCCAGAUACUGCCCGGCUUCUUCUCCAACUGUCUGUUCCUCGCGCUCUAUGACUCCGUGGUGCUGGUGAAGCGCGCGGUGUCGCUGCUCAGCUGCUCGCGCCCCGCGGGCUCCGGAGAGCGGCCCCGCAUGCUGACCUCCGCGGGGCUGCGCUCCAUCUGGAACAGCUUCCUGCUGGACGCAUACAAACAGGUGAAACUUGGCUGCGAGGCACCCAACUCCAAAGUGGUGAAGGUGCCGGAUGGCCUCGGGGGGGGCAGCAGUCUCAGUGAUAAGGCAGAUGUGCCGCCUGGUGCCAUGACUGGAACCAGAGAUGAGUGCAACCUUCUGGAUUUUGAGUCGUCAGAUCGCCCUCUGGUGGUCAACUUUGGCUCAGCCACCUGACCCCCCUUCAUCAGCCACCUGCCAGCUUUCCGCCAGUUGGUGGAGGACUUCAGUGAGGUAGCUGACUUCCUGUUAGUGUACAUUGAUGAGGCUCACCCGUCUGAUGGUUGGGUGGCCCCUCCUAUGGGCUCCUGCGCGUUCAAUAUCCAAAAACACCAGAACCUGGAGGAGCGGCUGGGGGCCGCACGCAAACUUAUCGAGCACUUUUCCCUGCCCCCCCAGUGUCAGCUGGUGGCAGACUGCAUGGACAACAAUGCUAAUGUGGCUUAUGGUGUGUCCAAUGAGAGGGUUUGUAUUGUGCAACAGAGAAAGAUUGCCUACCUUGGCGGUAAGGGUCCUUUUUUUUACAAUCUAAAGGAUGUGAAGCACUGGCUGGAACAGAGCUAUGGUAAACGGUAGGAGUCAUCAGACAUGUACAGAGGACAUAUUUCCAUAAGAGACCAGUACGUUUUGUAGACUAAUAAAGACCAAAUUAAAAAGUGUAUUAUUGUGAUAUCAUCUGCAACAAAGCUGUAAUUAAUUCAGUUACAGAAUUGUGGCUUACUUUUGAAAUCAGUCCAACUUUUUGCACAGCCGUCCACUUAAACUGGGAUGAACACACACACAUUUACUAAAAAGUCACAUAAACUAGGCAAUACGUUGAUUCGGGGCAAUGUAUUAUGGCAGUAUGUGAUUCAUCUGUAUUUCUGCUCGCCUUUGCUUCUAAAAUCCUAUUUGAAGUGAUUUCUGUUUAAAAAAAUAAAGGGCAGAAAUCUCAAGUUACCCGUUUUUAUCAAAUUGGAGUUUAUACUAUUGAUUGGAGAUUUGAUGUUUGUAUUCACUGUCAACAACUUCAUUGAAUGUUUUAGGUUUAUUUACCCCACUUCCUCUAAGGAUAAAUGUUCAUAAAUAGAUACUGCCCAUUGUUGACUAUCGAACAGCUCUGUAGUGUCCCCAACCCCUAACAAGGGUUUGUGUUUACUCUGUUGAAUCAGAGUAGAUUCCAUGUGGCUUUUUUGACACUGAUCCACACAAAUAGAACAGUUGAAAAAAAUGAAUACCCAUUAGCAUUACUAAUCAGCGGUGAAUAAUAUAAGAAAUGCAUCAACUCUAAUAAAAAACUGACAU